AACUGAAAUCGGAGUCGACUCCAAAAUGUCUGGAAUCGAACAGUUCCACUCUUUGUACUGUGCACCGUUGCUCUCUGCCAACCCCUACACGGACCCCAUUGGUUCAGUAGACUGCACUACUCGCACACACCUACUGUUCGAAGUUUUACAUGUGCGGAAACAGCGCCUGUUGUCGACGUGGAGGAAGAUUCAAAGCUUGAGCUCGUGCGAUUUUGUAACAGUGGUGUUUCAUGCAGGACUGACUUGUUCGUCAGAGGUGCUCGCUCGAAACAGGAGCGAUGGACACAAGCGAGACACACUCCUGACCUGCCCUGUCUGGGUUUCUUUCCCCAACACGUUCUGCUGUGUGACCGCCGAAAUCAUGGAUGGCAGGAGCGAGUUUGGGCCUGUAACUCGAAGCAGAAGACGCGCCACUAUCAGUAGCACUAAAGGUGAACUACUGAAAGGGUCCAAUGGAGUCUCCUCAGCCAGCGCCAGCAAACCAGGACACAAGAGAGGAGACUCAUACACGAAGGACUCAGCGGAGGAAGCACGAAAGAGUAGCCGCAAUGAUAACAUGAAUUGCCACAAGCUGCAAGAGUCUUUGCUCAGUUCUGCUAGUGGCUUCAAAAAUUACAGGGGCAUUCUGAACUGGUGUGUUGUCAUGCUGGUAUUGAGCAAUGCACGUCUGUUCUUGGAAAACCUUCUCAGGUAUGGCAUUCUAGUGGACCCCAUUCAAGUGGUGUCUUUGUUCCUGAAGGACCCCUAUAGCUGGCCUGCUGCAUGCCUCGUCAUUGUUUCAAAUGUCUUCAUUCUUGUGGCCCUGUACACAGAGAGGAAAUUAGCCAUGGGUACCUUCAGUGAGAAGCUUGGCCUGCUGAUUCACAUUAUCAACCUAACAGUUAUCCUGUGUUUUCCAAUGCUCACUGUGCUCAUGGUGCCUUCAGUAACACCAGUUGGUGGUGCAUUUGCACUGGGAAGCUACACCAUCCUGUUUCUGAAGUUGUACUCGUAUAAAGAUGUGAACAGGUGGUGCCGAGAGAGGCUGCAAGUGAAGGCCCGUGGUCUGUCCAGAUCAUUGUCAUGUCCAUCUCCUCCAUCGGCUGAUGGAGCAGUGCAUGUGUCUUACCCUGGAAACCUCGCUUUCAAAAAUUUGUAUUAUUUUGUUUCUGCUCCCACUUUAUGCUAUGAGCUGAACUUUCCCCGUUCUCAGUCCGUGCGUAUGGGUUUCCUGCUCAGGAGGCUGUUUGAGAUGUUACUUCUCACUCAGCUAUUGGUUGGCUUAACACAACAGUGGAUGGUGCCAAUCAUACAAAGUUCAAUGAAGCCACUGCAGGACAUGGAUUACUCCAGAAUGAUUGAACGCCUUCUCAGGCUUGCUGUACCCAACCACUUUCUCUGGUUGAUAUUCUUCUAUUGGUUUUUCCAUUCAUCUAUGAACUUUGUGGCUGAGCUUCUGAGAUUUGGAGAUCGAGAAUUUUACAGAGACUGGUGGAACUCAGAGAGUGUAACAUAUUUUUGGCAAAACUGGAACAUCCCUGUUCAUAAAUGGUGCAUUCGGCACUUUUACAAGCCCUUGCUGAGAAAAGGUGCUAGCAAGUUAUUGAGUCAAUCGGCAGUAUUCUUCGCCUCAGCCUUUUUUCAUGAGUAUCUUGUCAGUGUGCCUUUGAGGAUGUUCAGACUGUGGGCAUUUAUGGGCAUGAUGGCUCAGCUCCCAUUGGCGUGGUUUGUGGGCAGAUUUCUCAGGGGUAACUAUGGAAACGCUGCGGUGUGGCUGUCUCUCAUUAUAGGCCAGCCAAUUGCUGUUCUUAUGUAUGUCCAUGACUACUACGUCAUCAACCACCUGGAGGAAGCAGCAGAUCCAGGGGCACUGUAGAGCUGCAGCGAAUCUGAGGCUACCAUCCCAGACUCUCAGCUGCCAUCUCAGAAACUGCACCUUUUGACAUGUUUCUUAAAAAAAAAAAAAAAAAAAAAAAAAAAACUCUUCAUGGGGAACAAUAGCCGUCCAUUCUAAGGAGUGGAGUUCAGUGGAAUUCAGCACUGAAAGUGAUGCCUUACUGAGAUAACAUUGAAUUCACUACCAUAUAAAUGUACUGUAUCUUUCUUUGUGUUAAAUGUUAAAAUGCCAUGUACAUAAUUUUUUUAAAGAAUGUGUUUAAGGGUAAUUUAUAUAAUAUGAGGUACUUUUGCAAAGGGACAAAGUCUUAUACACAAAUUGCCAUUGUAGAGAUUCUUUUGAUUUAUUUUACAUGAGAAGAUGUUUUUCAUUUAAUUUUUAUCUGUUCAUUUUUAAUGGAAUGGAAUAGUUGUUUACCCAUGUAAUCUGUCCCACUGAGCUCAUGUAGGUGUGGAGUGAGAAUUCAGAUGCUUAAUUGUGUGAACUCAACAAAGUCAGGGAGUGCCACCUACUGGUGUCUCAUGAGGCAUAUAAAGCCUUGUGAAUGAAGCUCUUUGGCCAUGUAAUUAUUCCUUUAUGUGGAGACAUUCAUCAAACAUAAUUAUAUUCCACAGAAUACCGGACGUGUUGUAAUCUCCGACUGUGCUAUUUUCUGCAGAUUUGGUCCUUUUGGAGCCAUUUGUUUUCGGGAUGAUGAGAGUGCCCGAUCCAGCCCAAUCAGUGCAAGUUUGUGAUAAAUGGCUUUGGAGAUAAGUCCUAUAAUAGCUGCUGGUUGUACUGUAUAAGCGUCCUAUCAGCGGUGCAAUGACGCAGUCAUGCUUUAAGACUGCACUAUCUUAAAGGCUGAUUGGAUGCUACAGCACCAUGCUCUGUUUAGAAUACACUGCCAUAGGCUCGAGGAGCAUAGCGUUGGAAGAAUGAUUACAGUACAGGGAAUCAAUGCCAUUGAUGCAGAGAUGCAGUUUAUCUACUUAACCAGUAGGGCUAUGCCUUACAUCAAGUUUAGUGUAUGUCCUAAAGUUUUGCAGCUCAGAGUAUUGCUUGCCAAAUCCUGUAGGUGGAGUAAUAUAAGGCCAUAGAAAGAAUGUGGAUAAACUCUUGUGUUUUUUAAAGACGUUCGAUUUUUAUUUGCUCCAAGCUAAAUAAUAUGAAUGUGUACCUGUAUAUGUUUUAAUCCUGUUUUCAAGUUAUUUAGAAGCAAUGUUUUUGUACUUUUUUGACAGUUUGACAGUAGCAUUUCUCACUGACCUUGAGGAGCAUCAUCACCUUUGUCAGUUAGGAGGAUGUUAAGGGUCCAUGUCCCCCAUUAUUAGUAGUUUUAUGCAUGAAAAGGAGCCAUAAUUCAUUUUACCUUUUUCUAAGGCUAAGCAAUAAAACAUCUAUUCUAGCCCA
Messenger RNA from Pygocentrus nattereri (red-bellied piranha), 3268 nucleotides. RefSeq names its product diacylglycerol O-acyltransferase 1b (gene dgat1b). The record is from RefSeq and is a predicted model, not a curated record. Bases 26 to 1855 code for a protein of 609 amino acids. Gene Ontology annotation, molecular function: diacylglycerol O-acyltransferase activity. Gene Ontology annotation, biological process: triglyceride biosynthetic process. Lineage: Eukaryota; Metazoa; Chordata; Actinopteri; Characiformes; Serrasalmidae. Gene Ontology annotation, cellular component: endoplasmic reticulum membrane. The transcript is spliced from 17 exons.